This is a messenger RNA of Anguilla anguilla (European eel), 6593 nucleotides long. It is a transcript of the gene mertka, whose product is annotated as c-mer proto-oncogene tyrosine kinase a. The record is from RefSeq and is a predicted model, not a curated record. Gene Ontology annotation, molecular function: protein binding; ATP binding; luteinizing hormone receptor activity. Gene Ontology annotation, cellular component: membrane. The transcript has 31 exons. NCBI's taxonomy places the organism in Eukaryota, Metazoa, Chordata, Actinopteri, Anguilliformes, Anguillidae. The coding region runs from base 301 to 5502 and encodes 1733 amino acids. Gene Ontology annotation, biological process: protein phosphorylation; phospholipase C-activating G protein-coupled receptor signaling pathway; male gonad development.
GCUUCUGCUGUGCACGUUCUUGUGUGGUUUGGUCGAGAUGAGAUUAGCCUACAGCUUGUGUUCGGUUUCCAGUAAUAGGAAUGCAAUUUUUAAAACCAAAAGUCAGAUUCAUUCGUUUUUCAAAUCUUCACUGAGUUUUGAGGAAGUAAGGAACCCCCCAGGGAAAGCAAUGCCAAAGGGACGAAUAUUCGUUCACUCCCCCGACUUCGCACAGGUUACUCCUGACGCGGUUUGCUCAUACUUCGACGUUUCAGGAUGGGCACGAGAGAGUAGUUGCCACUCUGUGGAGAACGACAGAACAUGGACCUGCGUCUUUCCGUCUUAUUUCUUCUUUUCCCGUCCGUCAUGUGCAUGUGGGGCUUCAUGACCAUUGCAGACUUUCAAUGUCCAGGGAUCUGUAUGUGCUCUCCCAAGACGAUCAGAUGCAACCGUGUGACUGAACUAUCCCUGCCAGUAGCUCAAAGAGACUCAUACAGGCGACUGACCCUCACUCAUCUGUCCCUGAAGCGCAUCGCCGGCCGUGCCUUUGAGGAACUGGGCGGGGUCUUGAGCAUCGAAAUCACGCAGAGUGCCUCCCUGGAGAUCAUAGAAGCCCUGGCGUUCAACAACCUCCCCAAUCUCUCUGAAAUCUUGAUCCAGAACACCAGGCGGUUGGCACACUUCAGUCGGAAGGCAUUCAACAACCUCCCGAAGCUACAAUACCUGAGCAUCUCCAACACUGGAAUCAGCCUGUUUCCUGACCUGUCGGCUAUUUCUUCACUGCAGUCUAAUUUCAUCCUUGAUAUCUGUGAUAAUCUAAACCUUCAAUCAAUUCCAUCAAAUGCAUUCAUUGGGAUGACCAAGGAGCAUACAGACAUGAACCUCUAUAACAAUGGUUUCAAAGAAGUACAGGAUCAUGCAUUCAAUGGAACAAGGAUCAAUAAGCUGGUUUUAAAAAAUAACAAAAAGCUGAAAAUGAUCCACAGCGAUGCCUUUAAAGGUGCUUUUGGACCAAGUACACUAGACGUUUCCGCCACGGCGGUGGAGGCCCUGCCGGAGCGGGGCCUGGAGGCGGUGCUGGUGCUGGUGGCCCGGGGCGCCUACGCCCUGAAGAGCCUCCCGCCGCUGACGGGGCUGCAGAGCCUGCAGGAGGCCCAGCUGACCUACCCCAGCCACUGCUGCUCCCUCAGAGAAGCUGAUGUCUUUGCUGAGUGGAGUAACAGAUCAGCAUUCUGCAACGAUGUCAGUCUGUUAGAACGGAUGCUGGCCCUGAGCGUGGACCUUCCCCUCGCGCCCGAGUCCGUGGACCCAAGCCCAGAGGUCUACAGCAGCAUAGACCUCCAUUAUCCGGAGUUUGAUUUCUGCCACUCCAGGAGGGCCCCCCGGUGCGCGCCCGAGGCAGACGCCUUCAACCCCUGCGAGGACAUCGUGGGCUUCGGUUUCCUGCGCGUGGCCAUCUGGGUCAUCAGCACGCUGGCCAUCGCGGGCAACCUGACCGUGCUGGCGGUGCUCGUCGCCAGCCGGCGGAAGCUGAACGUGCCGCGCUUCCUCAUGUGCCACCUGGCCUUCGCCGACCUCUGCAUCGGGGUCUACCUGCUCACGAUCGCCGCCGUCGACCUGCGGACCCGGGGCGACUACAGCCGGCACGCCAUCGCCUGGCAGACGGGGGGCGGGUGCGGGGCGGCGGGCUUCCUGUCCGUGUUCGGCGGCGAGCUGUCCGUCUACACCCUGACCGUGGUCACCCUGGAGCGCUGGCACACCAUCACCAACGCGCUGCGGCGCGACAGGAAGCUGGGCCUGGCCCGCGCGGCGGUCGUCAUGGCGACCGGCUGGCUGCUCUGCCUGUCCGUGGCGCUGCUCCCCCUGCUGGGCGUCAGCAGCUACGGCAAGGUGAGCGUGUGCCUGCCCGUCGACAUCGACACGCCCUGCGCCCAGACCUUCGUCGUCCUCCUCCUCCUCCUCAACGUCGCGGCCUUCUGCGUGGUCUCCGCCUGCUACGUGGCCGUCUACCUGGCGGUGAGGAAGCCGGGGUUCGCCGGCGGCAGGAGCUCCGACGCCCGGAUGGCCAAGCGCAUGGCGGUGCUGGUCUUCACCGACUUCGUCUGCAUGGCGCCCAUCUCCUUCUUCGCCAUCUCCGCCGCCUUCAGGACGCCGCUCAUCACCGUCACCAGCUCCAAGAUCCUGCUGGUGCUCUUCUUCCCCGUCAACUCCUGCGCCAACCCCUUCCUGUACGCCAUUUUCACCAGGGCCUUCCGGCGGGACGCCUGCGCUCUCCUGGGGAGGCUGGGGUGCCACAAGGGCGGGUACCGGACGGGGGCAUCCUCCUCCGAAAACAAAGUGGGAAAGUGUAGCAGCUCUGUGGCGAAUAACGGGAUCUCCUGCACCGCCCUGAAAAUGUGUACUAUGACACGGCAGGACCGGGGUCCAGGGGGGUCUUGGGGCCUAUCCCAGCAUGCUUUGGGCGAGAGACAGGAAUACCCUGGAGGAGAAAGGAUCGCAUUCCUUCGUCUUAAGAAUCGUAACUUUCAACUGAAGGGUAUUAUUUACGAAGGGAGUUAUAGGUGGUCUAUUGGAAGUAAAUUAUAUAUGCAAACCGCUAUGUCACAUACGGAUAUCAAAAGAAGAUCCUGGAUAAUAAACAUUGUCGUUCUCGUUGCAUUAAUUGUCUGCAAAUUGUCAACAGGUCUGACAGCGGAGGAGCAUGAUGGGAGCCUGCGCUCAGGGCACUCGCCGUCCAGACGGGACGUCCGAUCCCUCAGACCCACAGACCUCCUUCCCCUGGCUGUCCCGACCGCUGACCCCGCCCCCGUGGAGCCCCCCAUCGCCUCGGGACGGGCACCCAAGGUGCACCUGACUCAGGAGGACAUCCGGAGGCUCCAGUUCAAGCCCACGGUGGGCCGGAUCCUGCUGUCGGAGGGCAUGGCGGUCAUGGUCAACUGCUCCAUCGACAUCCACAACGUUCGGCUGGACCUGGCCAUACUGUGGUGGAAGAACGGCAGGGAGCUGGCGCAGAACCAGCAGGCGGUCAACGAGCUGCAGACUGAGAGCCAAGGGGUGAUCACUCUGCUGUCCACUCUCAGCAUUAAGAGUGUUCAGCGCAGUGAUGCUGGGGAGUACCACUGCAGGCUGAUUGUUAGCAACACAGUGAUCGAGUCUCAGCCCAUUCACAUCCAGGUCGAAGGCCUCCCAACGUUCACCAGGCACCCCGAGGACAUGAACGUCACGCGCGGCACCCCCUUCAGCCUGUCCUGUGCAGCGAUUGGUCCCCCUGACCCUGUCACCAUCGCAUGGCUGCGCAAUGGGAAGCACCAGGGGUCCUCCCGCCUCUCCCCCUAUGACAUCACUAUACCAGGUGUGGACAGCCCCACCCACUUCAGCUGUGAGGCUCGCAAUCAGAAGGGCGUCACCACCUCCAGGGAAGCGCGCAUCAACGUCAAAGAGCUUCCGUCUCCAGUCUCCCAGCUGCUUGUGCAAUCCAGGGCCUCCAAUAAUCUCACCCUGCAGUGGACCCCUGGCCAUGAUGGAUUCUCCCCCCUCACCACCUGCCACGUCAUGGUGAAGGAGAUGGCACCAAGAGAAGGCGAGGCUACGCGUGUCAUUCACACCUCGGUCCCGCCCUUCCGAUUGGACAUCGCAGACCUGCGGGCCAUGACCUGGUACAGCAUGAGCGUGUCCUGCAGCAACGAGAUUGGCCCAUCCCCGUACAGCGCCUGGGUGCAGGCCAAUACCACAGAAGGAGUGCCCUCAGUACCCCCCCACAACCUGACUGUUCAGCUGAACGAAUCGGUGCUGGUGGUCCGCUGGGAUGCCCCCCCUGUGGAGAAGGUGAACGGAAUCCUGCAGGGCUAUGAUGUCAUCAUUAGCCGGGGGAAACACGUCAGCACAAUUCGCAGUGACACAAACGUGGCCUACAUCACGGUACAGGAGUUCAACGCUACGUACGCGGUCCAGGUGGCGGCCCGCACUCAGAAGGGCCAAGGGGCGCUCAGCCUGCCCGUGGCCUAUUUUGUACCUGAGGCCGACCUGGCCCUGUCCCCGUCCUCCAGCCCCGACACCAGGGACUCUGACUCCAUGUAUGUUGUGCUGGGGGUGGUGUGCGGUUUCUGUCUGCUUCUGCUUGCCCUGUGGGGAGCCAUGUGUGUGCGUGCCAGGGUCCUGGAGACGCGCUUUGGGCAGGUGUUUGGAAGUGGAGAGCACAUUAACCCUGUUGUCGAGUACAAAGCUCAGAGGUCCUACAACCGAUCUGCUAUUGAAGUCACACUUGCUAAUCUGGGAGUUAGCGCAGAGCUUCAGGCCAAGCUUCAGGAUGUGAUGGUUGUCAGGUCUCUGCUGUCCAUUGGGAAGGUCCUGGGGGAAGGUGAAUUUGGCUCAGUUGUGGAGGGUCGCCUAAAGAAACCAGAUGGAACGAUGGAGAAGGUUGCAGUGAAAACAAUGAAAUUGGACAACUUUUCCCAGCGGGAGACUGAGGAGUUUCUGAAUGAAGCUGCAUGCAUGAAGGACUUCCACCACCCAAACGUUAUCAGACUCCUAGGUGUGUGUUUGGAGAUGGGCUCCAGUCAUUUUGCCAAGCCUAUGGUCAUUCUUCCCUUCAUGAAGUAUGGAGACCUCCACAGCUUCCUGCUUCGCUCCCGUCUCGGGGAGAGCCCUAUGUACCUGCCAACGCAGACUCUCCUCAAGUUCAUGAUUGACAUUGCUCUGGGUAUGGAGUACCUCAGCAGCAGAAACUUCCUGCACAGGGACCUGGCUGCCCGCAACUGCAUGCUGAGGGACGAUAUGGCGGUCUGCGUGGCAGAUUUCGGCCUGUCUAAGAAGAUCUACAGCGGGGAUUACUACAGGCAGGGCCGAAUCGCCAAGAUGCCAGUGAAAUGGAUCGCAGUGGAGAGCCUGGCUGACCGGGUUUUCACUGUCAAAAGUGACGUGUGGGCGUUCGGUGUGACCAUGUGGGAGAUAGCGACGAGAGGGAUGACGCCGUACCCUGGCGUUCAAAACCAUGAGAUUUACGACUACCUCCUGGACGGUCAAAGACUGAAGCAGCCAGCAGACUGCCUGGACGAGCUGUAUGAGAUCAUGUACACUUGCUGGAGGGCCGAUCCAGUGGACCGACCCUUCUUCCCCCAGCUGCGGGUUCAACUGGAGAAGUUGACAGAGAAGCUUCCAGAAGCAUCCAGCAGAGAGGACAUCAUCUAUAUCAACACCAGUCUUCCAGAGGAGGAGCCAGAGGGAGAGGCGGAGCCAGGCCCAGGCCUGCCAGUCUUUACCUCCUCCCCUUCUUGCAGCCGCCCCAUGCCUGGUACCUGCCUUGUCACAGCUGAUAUCCACGAGAGCAUAGAAGAGGAGGCGGAUGAGGAAGACGACCGCUACGUCAUUGUCAUCUCCGCUGAGGACCCUGCUGUGAGAGGUGUGGGAGAUGUGGACACACCUCUCCUGACAACUGAUGGACAGGCCACGCCAGCCAAUGGCAGCCAAGCUGGUCAUAGCCUACGUACAGAACAGCCCCCCAGUCACUCUCUGCUCCUGCUAUGAGAAAGCAGGCCCACCAUGUCUGGGGGUAGAAACUAAAACAAAAGCGGAAUAAAUUCCUUUCAUUUCUUUUGAAAGUGUACCAUCAACCCCCCAUUCCUACUCCAACUUGUUGUAUACUGGUUACAUGACCUGCCCAGGUGAAUUGCCUGCUGAUAGGCUGGUGUUUCUGAAGAUGAUAGAGCAAUGUCCCUACUGCUGAAUCUUUGUAGUUUGGAAUUGGUAAUACUUACCGUGCCACAGAAACAAAAACUGCCGUCAGAUUUCAACCCAUGUACAUUCUGAGAUGUUGAUAUCUGGCCUGAAGUUUUACAAUAAGUCAGUAUGUAAAAGUGACUAAAGCUGUGAAUAGCAAACACCAUUUAUUAUUAUUUUUAUUUUAUUUUAUUUUUUUGAAGGGGGGGGGGGGGCACAACAUUCAACAGUAUUUUACUAUUGCUGAAGGUCCUCUGUGAAUCUGUAUUAUGUGGCAGCCCUGUUCUAAUCCCUAUGCAAUAUGAGCAUGCACAGUUUAUACCAAGAUACCUUGGUGACAUAUUUUAAUGUUUUUAUACUGAAGGAUUUAUUAAAGAAAGCAAUAUGAACUUCUGAACUUCUUUAAAUCAUAUAUGUAUGUACAUUAUGAAUAUGUAUGUAUGCUGUACAUUCUGCCUUAAUAAGAUUUAUCAAAAGAGCUUUAUCCCAGCUAGCUAAAUACCGUAGCUAAUACACUUUUUCAGGCUCGACAAAAGACCAGUUGAAGGUGGAUAAUAGUAAAAUCUGGAUGGGACACUGACAAUAUACCUUCGGGCAGGGACUUCAUCUCAAGUUGCUCGGUGACAAAAAUCAAGCAAAGUAGAUUUAUCUCUGAAUAUAUGCCAUAUAUGUAGCAUUGUAAACUAAAUAAAAGUGUUGCCUUGAUAUGGGUUGCCUACAAAGAAAAUGUAGUCCUUGUAACUGAAUGGAAUUCUGAACUGUUAUUGCAUCGUUAAAUUGCACUUUGUUGUACAGAUGUACAUGAUGAUUUGUACUUGAAUAUAUUGUUGGCAGUGUGCAUUUGGCAGUGAAGAAUUUUGAAUUGUCAGCACAAUAAAGAUGUAUAUGUUGUAUGCCAA